AUGGAGGAAGAAAUUCUUUCUGAAGAUUCAGCGAAUGACUUUCCAGAUGGAAACUUGGAUUUUAAUGACAAUGUGACAUCUAGGGAAGAUGUUCUUCUGCAUCUCAAACAAACUCACAUCAGUGCUUUGAAGGAAAUGUGUGUGUGCAUAAGAGGAGAGUCUGCAUGCAACACGUUUUCAGACCUAUGGGUCACUGAAAGUAGUGCACAGUCUCAGCAGCACGAAGGCCCGGAGCACCAGUAUAUGGAUCAGAAGAUCAGACCGGUCCGCUUCCUCAAAUAUACAGAGAUUUUAAAACCAGAAGCUGAAGGGAAAAGGCCUCACAGAACCACCCUUACAAAAGGAAUAGCUGGAAUUGGCAAAACAGCAUGUGUAGAAAAGUUAAUUCAUGACUGGGCUGCCGGAUCUAUACUCCCAGAAUUUGAUUUCAUAUUCAUGUUCCCAUUCCGUAAAUUCAAUAUGCUGCCACAAAGGACACUAAGCCUGAUGCAACUUAUAGAGUUUUGCUACCCACAUAUGCAGCAUUGCAAAGAGAUAUUUUCAAGCACAUCAAUCAAGUGCCUGUAUAUAUUUGAUGGACUAGAUGAAAGUAGGCAAACUCUAAAUUUUGAAAACCAGUUAGCUUGCUAUGAUGAAUGUGAAUCAAGGCCACUUGAAUCUUUGCUCUCAAACCUUAUCAGAGGUAACAUUCAUCCUUCCUCUUCAGUUUGGAUCACCACCCGGCCAGCGGCCAUGGAACAGAUACCUCUGAGUUAUAUUGACAGGCUGACUGCAAUACGAGGUUUCAAUGAACAGCAGAAGAGGGAGUACUUUCUCAAGAAGUACGAAAAUAGGCUCCUGGCAGAGAAAAUGAUUUCAGUUAUGAAGAAAGAAAAGAGCCUAUCCUGUCUAUGUUACCUGCCCACUUUUUGUACUGUUUUGUCAACCUUUUUGGAAGAUGCAUUAAAAUCAUUUCAAUGCCAAGGGCUCAGUGAUUACAUGCCCAUAGUAAUCACACCUGUCUUCAACAAUUUUUUGGUUCAAAUCCUUUCCCAUCAACAGCAACGACAGGCAGAUUUAGGAAGCACAAGGAAAUCUACUGCUGAGUUCAUGAAGUCAAAGCAAAGAGACAUCAUUAAUUUAGCAAACUUGGCUUUUGAUUUGCUGAGAAGCCAAACAUUUAUAUUCAACGAGAAUCACUUAAGAACGUACAACAUUGAUGUCUCGCUGAUGGAGAGUGGAAUAUGCAAAGAACGUACAAUGGGAAAUCAAAACAACUUGAAGAACAUCUGUUUUGUUCAUGAAGCACUGCAAGAAUACAUGGCUGCUUUGUAUGUUUUUCUUUCAUUUAACGGCACCAAAUCAAAUCCUUUAAUGACAUCGACCAAACCAAAGAUGCAACAGCAACUUGAAAAACCCAGCUACUUCCACAUCCUUAAACAGGCCUGUAAAGAAACCAUCAAAAGUCCGAGUGGUCACUCAGAUUUAUUUCUCAGAUUCCUUUGUGGACUAGGGACAAGUCAGAAAAGCUUGAAAGGGCUGAUGACGAGUUGUGAGAUUGAUCAUAAUGAUAUAACAAAGAUCACUCAAUUGUUGAAGCAAAAUUUACAGGAAGAUAUUGCUCCAGAAAAAUGCCUCACUCUGAUAUAUUGUUUAAUUGAAUUAGGUGAUAAUUCAUUUGUGGUGCAGUUUAGCAAGACCCUGUCUACUGAGGCUGCCACAUAUCGGACUCUGUCACCUAUGGAUUACUCUGCAAUGGCCCUGGUUUUGAAAAUGUCAGAGGAAAAAUGUGAGACAUUCAAUCUAUCGGAACACAAAAUAUCGUCCAUCGGUCUUCAGAGAUUGGCUCCAGUUCUGUUCACUUUUACAAGUCUAAAGAUGAACGGAUCAAAUUUAGGAGAUACUGGAGUCAAAAUAUUAGCUCAAGUGAUCAGAAGUCAAGAAGGAAAAUUGCAAAAUUUAGAGUUGGAAAGAAAUAAUCUCACACAUAAAUGUUGUGAAGCCUUAGCCUUCAUUCUAAGCAAUAACAGCAUGCUGAGGAACGUGAACCUAUGUGAUAACCAUCUUGGAGACAAGGGAAUAUGUUUGCUCUCUACAGUUCUGAAGCAGCCUCAGUGCAGAAUACAGAAACUAAAUCUGAGCAAUAAUAAUCUCUCAGAUGGAAGCUGGGAGGAGCUGGUCCCUGUGCUCCUGAUAAACCAAACUCUGCAGGAACUGAAUGUGAGCAACAACAGGGUGGGUGAAGCAGGACUGAAGAUAUUGUCUGCUGCACUGAAGGAUUCACGCUGCAAGUUACAGAAGUUGGGGUUGACCAGCAAUUCUUUGUCACAGAAAAACUAUAAAGAACUUGCUUCUGCCAUCAGAAUCAAUCACAUGCUGACCCAUCUAGAUCUCAGUUCCAAUGUUAUUCAAGAUGCAGGCAUAAAUGUAUUAUCUGUGGCAUUGAUGGACCCAAGCUGCUCAAUACAAUCUUUGCGGAUUACUAAUACGAAACUGACAUCUACUUGUUGUGAGAAACUUGCCACGGUGUUAGUCACGAACCAGACGCUCCGAGAACUAGAUCUAGGCAUGAAUAAACUGGGUGAUUCAGGUGCUCAUGCACUAUCUACUGCACUGAAGAACCCACACUGCAAACUGGAAAAUCUGGGGUUAAAGCGAACACUACUUACUGAUGGAUGCUGCUAUGGGCUAGUGGCAGCACUCAGUACAAACCAAAAAAUAACCCAUCUGGAUUUAAGUGAAAACUCACUUACUGAUUGUUCCCUAAGCAAUAUCAGCAGCUUGAUUCUGACUUGCAGCAACCUGAUGGUUAUAAGGCUAGAGGAAAACCAGUUCACUACAAAUGGCCAGAUAGCCAUAAAGAAGCUGAAUCUGAAGAAACCGGAUGUUGAGAUUUUUGUAGACAGAGAUGUAAAAUAUUUUGGAACAUUUCUUUAA
Hypanus sabinus (Atlantic stingray) is the source of this 2916-nucleotide messenger RNA. RefSeq names its product NACHT, LRR and PYD domains-containing protein 3-like. Lineage: Eukaryota; Metazoa; Chordata; Chondrichthyes; Myliobatiformes; Dasyatidae. The transcript is spliced from 10 exons. The coding region runs from base 1 to 2916 and encodes 971 amino acids. Gene Ontology annotation, molecular function: protein binding. The record is from RefSeq and is a predicted model, not a curated record.